This is a messenger RNA of Limulus polyphemus (Atlantic horseshoe crab), 6134 nucleotides long. RefSeq names its product mothers against decapentaplegic homolog 6-like. Gene Ontology annotation, cellular component: heteromeric SMAD protein complex. The record is from RefSeq and is a predicted model, not a curated record. The transcript is spliced from 4 exons. Gene Ontology annotation, molecular function: transcription regulator inhibitor activity; I-SMAD binding. Bases 454 to 1548 code for a protein of 364 amino acids. Lineage: Eukaryota; Metazoa; Arthropoda; Merostomata; Xiphosura; Limulidae. Gene Ontology annotation, biological process: BMP signaling pathway; transforming growth factor beta receptor signaling pathway; anatomical structure morphogenesis.
UCUCACACGCUGCGCUGUUAAUAAAAUCAAGCUAUAUAGUAAGAAUUAGAAAUAUCGCAUGCAAUACUGAAACUUGAAAGUGUGAACGUUUGUAGCAAGUGAAGUUUUAUUUAUUUGACUUGUUUAUCAGCUAGCAAUUCAAGCGCAUGUGUGUAAUGAAGAUUGCCGAUUUAAUCCAUGAGAUGUGAAAGUUUUAUGAAAUCUUAAACGGUUUUUAGAUAUGUUUACGGGGCGUGGGCUAACAAGCCUGUUCCAUUUAACUUCUUGUUGAAUUGUGAAACACACAGUAGGAUAUUUGGAGCCGUGUCGUUAGCUGAUAUUACCCCGGUUACCAAGCAACUAGUGAUAUUUGGUUUUGAGUGUGUGUGUGAGAUAAGCCUUAUUUAAGACACGGGAUUGGAUGCCACUACGAGUUUCGAAGCAGAAGACUCGCAGAAAUUAUGCUGCGCGUUCAUGUUUCGGCCUAAGCGGAACACUUUAGUGAAACGGCUGUGGAAACAACGGAUAUUAAACUACUUCGCCGAAGAUGAAGCCUCAUGUUCGCUGGAAAACCAAGAAGAUCUGGAGAUGAAAUCUGCAAUCCAUUCAAUGUUAAAAAGAUUAAAGGAGCCUCAGCUCGAGAGGCUCGUACAAGCUGUCGAGACUCAUGGAGCAGAUAUAUCAGGGUGCGUACUGGUUCCACGCGGAGACCUGCGUUUUGGAAGACAAACCUCGGCGCCACACGUGCUUUGCUGCCGAUUGUGGAGGUGGCCUGAUAUUCAACAACCUUUCGAAUUGAAGAGGCUUAACUGGUGUCAAACUGUCAACGAUCCCUUGUACAUUUGUUGUAACCCCUUUCACUGGAGUAAACUUUAUAAACCAGAGUCACCUCCUCCGCCCUACAGUCGCUAUCCUCAGGAGCCCCUCAAAUCAAAUGAUCUUGCGACAAGUGAACCUGUUUCCACUGAAACUGGAGGCACCAAUCAGUACGGGUCUAACUUCAGCCAUCCACCAGGUAAUUUUGGAAACAGUAGUGGAACACUUUCCUCACAGCAGCCAUGGUGCACUCUGGCUUACUGGGAACUCAGGUCUCGGGUUGGUCGCCUUUUUCCCGUCCAUAAAAAUGCCAUCAACGUUUUUUAUGACCUACCUCAUGGUGAUGGCUUAUGCAUAAGUGCCCUCACUAACACUGAAAAAAUAAGGAACAACAGUAUUCUUCAAACCAGGCAGAAGAUUGGUCUAGGAGUCACACUUUCCAAAGAAGAAGAGGGUGUCUGGGUAUACAACCGGUUACAAUUUCCUUUAUUUGUCAAUUCUCCUACCCUAGACUUGCCAAACACCAGGCCUCUGACUGUUCACAAAGUUUUACCAGGUUACUCCAUAAAAAUAUUUGAUUAUGAAAAGUCUAAAUGCUAUCAGUGUUUGGAGGAAAUAAAACUUUCAGAUGGGCCUUUCAACCAUCAUGCCGUCCGCAUUAGUUUUGCCAAAGGAUGGGGUCCUAAAUAUGAGCGUCAGUGUAUCACAUCUUGCCCCUCUUGGCUAGAAGUAAUGUUCUCAGUGAACAGGUGACAACAAGUCACACAUAGAUUGUGCUAGUCAACUUGUGUAGUGCCAUCAGGACUGACAAUUUGAGAAACCUCAACAUUAAGGUGCAAAAUUCACACUUAGUGCUGAGGAAACAUGCAGGGGUUAGACUGUCCACUUUUGGACAAAAGUCCUAAGUAUUUAUUAUAAAGGGACAUAACAUAUAGAAUUUCAGAGAUUUUUUAUACCAAUGUAUAGAAAAAUAUAUAUCUAUUACCUUAUUAAGUUAACCUUUUGGUAAUUUUUUAACUGCUUUUAUUAGAUUAGGCAAAUCAAGAAAGAAUCCAAGUACAAAUUCCUGAAAAUGAUGUAUAAGAUUUAAGGUGUAUUUGUUACUCUUCACAAUGGUCCCAUUUGUUUAUCCAUGAGAUUAUUGCUUUCUCUGGCUUGUAAAAUAUAUAUAGUAUGUAAGAAGGCUUUAUAUGUUCUCUACAGGAAUCACUAAUAAUCUACAGUCCAUUAAGAUUGGCUUCUGGAGUUUUUUUAUGACAUUUUAGCAUCAGUAUGUGGAGAAAGGAAAUAAAUAUUUCUCAUAAUUUUUUGUAUGUAGUAGAUAACAGGAUAUUAAAGGAUAAAACAAAUUACAUAGGUACUGACAGUUGCUUCAUACUUAAUGGUCUUUUGAUUACUAGCAAUCCUUUGAACACUACCUUCCAUUUUGUGGUCAUUGUGCUCUUUAGUUCUUUGGGUUUCGAUACCAGCAGAACUUUGAAAAAUUAUGAUCUCUGAAACUAGUUACUUCCAUUUACUGCCAAGCCUCCUUAGAUCGCCUAUUAGUGGUGUUUUGUCCAUCAGUUAAUGUAAUAGGCAAAAUAUUUUCUUUUCUGUCAUUCCAUAGGUUUUGGAAUAUUUUCAUUCCAACACUACAUAAUUUAGUAGUAUCAUAUUUAAAAGAAGGAAAAAAUCAUCUAAAAAGUUAGGAUCUAGUGCCUGCUACACACAGACCUGCAGGUCGGCAUGUAAACUUGUAGCUGGACUUGCCAAGAAUUGAUAAAAAUCAAGGUGUUGUAGUGCCUUCCAACUUAUGUACUUAAUGAAUUCCAGUAAUGACUAUCCCUGAUCAUGACAUUAAUAUUAAUCGAUCAAAACCUUGAAGACACUUUCACUGAUGUUUGUUGCAUAUUCUGAUCCUAUAAAUCUUAAAAGAAUUAAGAAUACUUGGUUAGAAAACAUAAGGGAUUCGAAUUUAUGAUUUACUCUUAAUGAACUCAUUGUUUGGCUCUUGGAUGCUUUUAUCCAUAACUGGAAAAUUGGUGAUAUCACAAGGUUGCCCCAAGCAGUCACCAAUUCUGUGUUGUUACUUGAAAAUAUACUAGCUGCUUAAAUUAUACAUAUAGUUAUAACUAUUUGUUUUCAAGAUUAUGUUAAACUUAUGCUUUUUUCUUUCAGGUUAUGGUUUAAUAUAUGUAUUUCAGAGAUAGCCAAAUUAAAACUUGAAGAUGUUAGUGAAAGUAUACCCUUAACUUAGUCCAUCCAACAUUGUGUGACAAAAAAAAUAAGAUUAUUCAGUAUUUGUUUACAUAUUUUAUAUGACAAAAAUGACAGAUUAUACAAAAGUUUAUGCACUAUUCAAGCAAACAUAUUUAUUUUUAAUGACAAUUUUUAUACAAAUAAUGAAGAUAACGUAAAUACAGAAUAUUUGAUUUUGCAACAGAAACAGUCAUAAUAACUUUCAUGCAGCCAAAAUAGCUGUCAAUUAGGCUAAAUUCAAUAUCAGUGCACUUUUUUUUUAUGCAAAUGUAUCUACACCUUUAUACACUCAACAAAUUGAAAUAAAACUAAAGGAGUUUAGAAUUAGGCCCAAUAGAUACACAUUUUGACUUUGAAGUACAAAACUUUUGUCAACUAGACCAAUUUUCCUGUAAUUUACAGUUUAAUCAAGAAUACAUCAUAUGGGUCAACUCUUCAGCUUCUAGAAUAACAGAGUAUGCUCUCCAGUUUUAAUACUGGAAAGUCAAAGCCUUUAAGGUGUUCUUAGUCAUGUAGCUGUCUUGCAGACAGAAUCAGCAUAUAGACAUUGUUGUUUUGCUCCACAUGAGCAGUGUUUGUUACACUGUACUUGUAAAGUUUUGUAAACAUUUAUAACACUUUUCCUUCUAGGAUCUCAUACCAGAACAUUUCAAGAUUAACAGACCCAGGGUGUCUGCUGUUGUGACUUACUGUAGACUAAUUGUUUGGUGGUACAAGUGAAAUUAUGUGCCUGAUACUUUUUGAAAUGCUAAUACUUCCUGAAAAUGAUUUUUGUCAUUUGGCAGUGUAGUAACAAUCAUGCAGGAUUGGAAAAUUUUGAUACUUAAAAAAAAGUAUCGCACCAUUCACGUAUUUUGAAAGAUUUUCAAUACUGAAAGCAGUUCUUUCUUAUUUGCAAAAGAAAAACUAUAUACCUCUUUAAAAUAUACAUUUGUUCCAUAUUUCAGUACUUUGUUAGUAGCAGAAUCAAACUGUAAAUCCUCCAUGUAAUCAUGGAUCUUCUUUGUGAGGUAACUUACUGUUCUUUCUUGGGGACUAUUCUUUCGCACUUGGCAGUGAGAACUCUGUACUUUCAAAUAUUCAUACUCUAGCACUUCACGAAAAUGUUCUGAAAUGAUAUUAGUGGACUUGUUUACAGUUUGAUUUUCACACAUGGUAAAACCUUUGCUGUAAACUUGAAGUGAUUAUUGUGAUAGAUAUAGAUGUAACAAUAAUUCAAUUUAAUUGCAUCUGUAUUGGUAGCUAUUACCAUAUUCUCAGUGAAAGAUUGUUUUCAGAAAAAAAAUUUAAACCAAUAGGAUCAAAAUAUUAUUGAUGUUUUGGGAGCAAAUUAGAGUCACCAUACAGGUAAUGAUUAUAACUCAUCACAGUUUUCAAAAUUAUGUGAAAGACAACAACUUAUGUGGAGAAUUAUGAAAUGUGCAUUUUCCUGUAAAGUAAUCCUAUAAUCCUGGAGGGAUUGAAUAGAUAUGACUCUAGGUUUUUCAAAAAACAUAUCAGAAAAUCUUUAGAAUAAUAACAAUAACUUUCUGUAUCAUAAAUAUAUAUUAUGUCAUUUCUCAUACUUUUGUGGAAUGAGUUAUUGAUUUUUUUUUAUUAUGCCUCAUCUAAAUCUGAUGUGAAUUUCAGACAAAAUAAAUCUCUAAUUUCUUCUACUCUGUUCCUAGUAGUUUAUCAAAUUUUGUUUCAGAAUUAUGUUUUCUUUUGGUUAAAUUUAGUAUGCUGUAUACGUACAAUAACAUUGUUAUGAAGCUUUUGUGUUGUAUACUCUUUUUAAAUUAAAAUGCUAUAUUAAAGAUGUGAAUGUGAAAAUGCUCCCAAACUGGUAGUUAUAAGAUUGCUUUGCAUCUGUAAAUUUAUAUUUAGCAUUUUUAUUACAAUCUAAACAAAGACUGUGUAAAUUGUCAUUUUGUGAUUGAUUUCCAUAAGUUUAAUCUGAAUAUAAAGAAAAGUUGUGUAAGCUCACUAGAGUACUAUAUUCAAUAUUAUCAAUUUAAUAUUUGACUAAACUAAACCUUGUGUUUAUUUGUUAUUCAAAUUGUAUCUUUAAAGUAAUUGUGAAAAUAAGCAUUCCAUAAAUUAAAAUUUAUUUUUAGGCAUACCUAGAAUCCAUAAACUAUUUAUUUAAAAAAUGGCAUAUAUUGAACAUUAAUAUUCUCUACAUGUGGUAAUCUCUAGUAAUUAAUAUUCUGUGCCAAGGUUUUAUUGCUUUAUAUGGUGCAAGAUUUUGGCUUUAUCACUUAGUGAAUGUUCAGUCAAACAAGAAAUAGGCUUUUCAGAGAAGAGGAUACAGCUAAUGGGACACUGCAUGCAUGUUACUAGCAAAAAUAGGCUUUUAAUAUUUUUGUGUUAAACUGAUAGCAUUAACUAUAUUAAGAAAAAUAUACUUAAAAAAAUGGCAGAAUAUUUAUUUAUAGUACCAGAUCAGUCAUACUGAACAUUCAACUCUUGUAUGUUAAAGAAAUUUUACAUAUAAACUUGUUCAGUAAUAACUGAAAACUCCAAGCCAGGUAAGCCUAUAUCCUAAUUACAGCCUAACACAAACACACACACAAAUGUGAUUUAAAAAAUAUUCUAUAGUACAUUUCCCAGUAACCUUGUCUAAAAAUUAAGUAGUCACAUAAUUAUAUAAUAUUCAACUGGUAAUCAUGAAUUUUAAAAUUUGUUCAUGAAAUCUCCCAAUCUACCACCAGUUGCUGGAACUAAUAAAAAGUAGAAUUUUUAUAUUAUUUUAAAAACAACCAAUAGAACUGAAGGCUUUAAGCAACUGUGGUUACUGCUAAAAAGGAUAUUUUGACAUAAUGUCAUCUUGUACAUUUGUUUAUAAAACUGUAUUGUAGUAUAGUGAAAAGAAUGUUAGAAAAAGCUAUGAUUAAUAUAAAUCAAGUGUAUAAAUGUAAAGAUAAUGCAAAUUAUGUUGAUGUGGAAUGUAGAAACAUGAGAAUUGUAGUAUCCCAAGAUGCACUUGACCAACAGAUAAUUAAGUACCACAAUAAUUAGUUAUCUGUAUAUUGUAAACAAUUUGAUUAAGUCAAGUUCAAUUAAACUGAAAGAACACUGAUGAAGGUUCUUUGAUUUUGAAAUAAAUACUUUAUUAACAA